Molecule: messenger RNA, 2289 nt
Organism: Sphaeramia orbicularis (orbiculate cardinalfish)
Lineage: Eukaryota; Metazoa; Chordata; Actinopteri; Kurtiformes; Apogonidae
Product: otolith matrix protein OMM-64-like
Exons: 12
Coding region: 255-1958 (567 amino acids)
Source: RefSeq, a predicted model, not a curated record
GCAGGCUAGUUCACUGACUGAAGUUGUUUUAAGGUAAAACGUUUCACAUGUUUGUGUAUACAAAAAUAAAAACUUACUUUUACAGCUAAGUGCAUGUUAUCUGUUACUUUAAACCGCGGCAGUUGAGUUGUAGUUUGUUGCUAACUAGCUAAAGUCGGAUUUUGCUUUAAUAAAGCAGUGUGAAGCGGUAUGUUACAAUAAAACCUAUACCUGUUUCAGGUGUUCAGGCUUCGGUCGCUGACACAGAAAUUAACAUGGACUCAGAUUAUAUAAAAAGACAUCUGGGGAGCUGCCUGGCAGAAGGACUUGCUGAAGUCGCAGAGGAACGCCCGGUGGACCCCAUCCUGUAUUUAGCCCACUGGCUUUACAAAUACAAUGCAAAUGUUGAAUACGAGGCCCAGCAAAAGGCUACACUGGCUGUUCUGGAGCAGGAGCAGGCAAAAGCCAAAGAAGAAGCAUUGCACCAGGAAAAGCUAAAGGAGGAGCAGAAAAUGAUUAAUGAGCCUCUGGAAGAGUCUAUAAAGCUACCAGGGGAGACAUCUGCAGGGUCUGAAGCACAAGCUGCACAAUCCACAACAGAAAAUGCUGAAGACAGCAAACCUGUGGAUGCUGAGAAACCAGUCACCCCUAAUCCAGAAAACCAGCAGGACAUAAAUACACCCCAGACUGAUGCUCAAGAAAAUGACACUGAAAAGGAGGCGAAUGCACCAGAUAAUGUAAAGAAUCCAGAGUCCCCUGAGAUAAACCCUGUGGAGGCCAGCUCUGACCCCACUGAGACCCCCGGAGCUGAGGUCAAAGAAGAGUCUAGAGAAAUGCCUAUGGAUAAAAAAGAGGAGGAGGAACUAAAAAGUAUUCAAGAAGAGGAACAAACAGAGGUGGGACAAAGUGACAAUCCGCCAGAAGAGAAAACCAAGGAGGAAAUAAGCAGCAAUCAAACAGAAGUACGAGAAGCAGACAAAGAUGACGAUAAGGCUGGAACAGAUAAACAUGAGGAAACUGAUCCAUUGCAGUCAAAUUCCAAAUCAAACAAAACAGAAGAGCCACAAGAGGAAAGCCAAAACCCUCAAUCUCCUCCGCCUGAAGAUACAAAGGAUGAAGUUACUGACUCUGACAAGCAGAUAACAGAUUCCACCCAAGCAGAACCAACCUCUGACCCUCAAAGUGAUGUUCUCAAACCAGAGGAGAUGUUCUCUGCAGACGAGAAACAAAAGUCCAGUUCCCCUCUGCAGGACUUGGAAAAGGAGGAUGACAGACAACAUGUAAGUGAGAAGACAGAUAAAAUAGCUCCAGCAGCCGAGGAUACUGCGUCGAGCAACAUACAAAUACCAUCACAUGGAGAAGCUGAAAACACUCCUUCUCUUAAGGAUGACACAGAGAAGAAGGAGGACGAGGGACAACACAUAACUGAGACAACUGGUAACACAGCUUCAGCAGCUGAGGACACUGAGUCGACCAACGUACAAGUGACAUCACAUGGAGAAGCUGAAAACACUACUUCUGUCAAGGAAGACACAGAGAAGAAGGAGAACGACGAACAAGACACAAGUGAGACAUCUGAUAACAUGGCUCUAGCAGCCGAGGACACUGUGUCGACCAACGUACAAGUUACAUCGUAUGGAGAAACUGAAAAUACUCCUUCUGUCAAUGAUGACACAGAGAAGAAGGAGGAUGAUGAACAACACACAACUGAUAACACAGAUCCAGCAGCUGAAGACACUGAGUCAAGCAACAUGCAAGUGACAUCACAUGGAGAAGCUGAGAACACUCCUUUUGUCAAGGAAGACACAGAGAAGAAGGGGGAUGAUGAACAUCACACUGAGACCACUGAUAACAUGGCUCCAACAGCUGAGGACACUGUGUCAAGUAACAUAGAAAUAUCAUCACAUGAACAGGCUGAAAGCUCUCCUUCUGUUAAAGAUGACACAGAGAAAAAGGCAGAUGAAAAAGAAGAACACUGAGUCAUCAUUUACAUGGGUUUGAAUAUAUUGUUUUUAGGGUAGUUUCACUGGAAAGACUGACUUCAGUAGCUUCAAUCACAGGUUCACAUUUUAAAUAGUAUAAUAUCUCCAUGCAAAUGUGAGUUAAAUAUUAAAUUGGUUCUUAUUUGUUCUUUUUACAUUUCUCACUUGUGCUUAAAUUUAAAUGUUUUUUUCAUUAAACCUUUUUGUGUGACGUAAAUGAAUUUCAGCUGUAAUAAAUACUCUAUAAAGUCCGUUUGAGAAAGUCCUGCCCUAUGCUCUAUUCUGGCAUUUCCUAAUAUACUGAUGCAAUAACAUAUAAUAAUGACAG